AUGGGGAAGACUCUCAAAAUGGGCAAUGUGCCCUACGACAUGACCGAAGAGCAACUAAUUGACGUAUUUUCUGCUGUCGGGCCAGUGGCCGGCUUCAGAUUAGUGUUCGAUCGCGAAUCCGGAAAGCCAAAGGGUUUUGGAUUCUGUGAAUUUUAUGAUCAUGAGACCGCAGCAUCAGCCGUGCGUAACCUGAACGGAACAGAAGUCAAGGGUCGCCCGCUGCGCAUAGACCUUGCAGACUCAGACCCAUCACUGGAAGGAAAGACGACCUUUCGAGGAGAACUUGACAGCGGUGACUCAAAAUCAUCUGUUCUUUCCAUACCUCCAGGCGUCGCUGUCCCUCCUGGACUCACUCCACUCGAUGUCAUAAGUAACGUUCUUGGGACAGUACGUCCAGCUCAGCUGAUGGAGGUCAUGGGACACAUGAAAAUAUUCGUCAUCAACCAUCCAGAAGACGCUCGGAAGUUGCUUCAAACACAGCCUCAACUCGCUUAUGCUCUCUUCCAAGCAAUGCUAAUGAACAAAAUAGUUGACUCCUCAGUCCUUCAAGUCAGUCUCGCCAUCAUUCCUCGAUAG
Messenger RNA from Cantharellus anzutake, 576 nucleotides. RefSeq lists its product as uncharacterized. The transcript has 6 exons. Gene Ontology annotation, molecular function: mRNA binding. Lineage: Eukaryota; Fungi; Basidiomycota; Agaricomycetes; Cantharellales; Hydnaceae. The record is from RefSeq and is a predicted model, not a curated record. Gene Ontology annotation, cellular component: mRNA cleavage and polyadenylation specificity factor complex. The coding region runs from base 1 to 576 and encodes 191 amino acids.